ACCCCCGCUGUUUGAUGGUUUACCAAACAACCCGUAAAGGAAUGACAGAGGAGGAGAGUUAGUGAUAAAUCUCAUCUAUCCCCCCGUCUCAACGGUCCACAGCGUUUUCCCCCAACACCAACCAUGAGGAGGAGUCUAUCGGGAAACGGGCCAAUAAGACGGCCUGUUGCAACUGGUGAGCAGAAUCACUCCUCGCCUACAUUACACAGACGGGGAAGCCCGCGCCAAGACUGGCACUCAAUGACCGUCUUCUCGGCGGCUCGGUCGAUCUGGAAGUCAGCCUGGAUUCAGCCAGACGAAACGCGGCCAUGACGACAAAGACAUCCGUCAUACAGAGGAGCGCUACUUUUGAUUCGGCCUGGAGUGAAUCAAUUGAGACAAAGAUGGACUCGGAACCGUUGUGGGACGACACUGAACCCUCGGUGGACUCGGAGAGGACGUCGCAAACACCUGAAGGCUUUGGCUAUUACUCGCACGGCGGUAUCGUGGACGAUGUUGACCCGGUACCCUGGUAUAAAAUCCCGGGGUUUCUCCACACCAAACACUCGGUGGCCGACAGGAUCAUCCUCAACGUGGGCGGGACGAUAUUCGAAGUCUCCAAAUUUGUCUUGGAUCGCUACCCAGAGACGUUACUCGGUAGCGAGGAGAGAGAUUACUUUUACGACGAGUCUGUGAACGAGUACAGGUUCGAUAGAGACCCUGAAGUCUUUCGGUACAUCCUGAACUUUUACCGGACGGGCAAGCUGCACUACCCGGAGACGGAAACGCUCGGGACUUACGAGGAAGAGCUGAUGUUUUUCCGGCUCGGACACGAGGCCCUGCCCGAUAUCAUCAGCCCCUGUUGCCGGGAGUCCUACCUGGAUAAGAAGGAAGCUCGGGAUCAGCUGCGACAAGAGGAGGCAAAAGAGGCUCUGAAAUUACUCAAGAGUAACCCAGAGGACAUCCGGGCUGUAAUAUGGGCUGGGAUUGAGAAUCCUACGGGAAGUUGCAUGUCUGCGGCGUUUUUCUACGUGAUUAUGUUCUUCAUAGCGAUUUCUAUAGCGACGAACACGAUAGAGACGUUGUAUUGCGGCGCUACGGACAAGGAGGUGCCGAUAUACUGUGGGGAGAGGUACCCGCAUCUUUUUUACGUCAUCGAAACGUCGUGCGCGAUGUUGUUUACCUCGGAGUACUGCGUACGACUGUUCGCCGCUCCGGAUAGAUGGCUGUUCGUGAAAAGUCCCAUGGCCAUCAUAGACCUGUUGUCCAUCUUACCGUUCUAUCUCGCGCUGAUUUUACCCAAGAAUUCCAACCUCAGCGGUGUUUUCGUCACGCUGAGGGUCUUCCGGGUUUUUAGGGUCUUCAAACUCUCGCGUUCGUCAACCAACCUGAAGCUGCUAGGACUCACAUUGAAAAGUUGUCUCAGAGAUCUGAGUUUCCUGCUGUUCGCCUUGGCGAUGACCGUGAUCUUGUUUUCCACGGUGAUAUACUACGCCGAGAAGGGAGUACCCAACGGUAGGUUUACGUCCAUUCCGCAAACAUCAUGGUACGUGGUGGUCACUAUGACCACGCUAGGGUAUGGGGAAAUAGUUGCAAACACCGUGUUUGGCAAGAUUGUGACGGCGGUGUGUUGUGUGAGCUCCGUCAUUCUCUUAACUCUCCCAGUCACGGUUAUCGUUUCAAACUUCAACAACUUGUACAGGCCGGAUAAACUUAAAGACACAGGACCUCCUAGAAGGAAUCCUCCGCCACUGGCCCCGAAGGAGUUGGAGAUUUUCCACUCACAACAUCGCCAUCUCUUGACUUGUAUUGAAAAGAGCACGGGCCACAAUUUCACAACGUUACGGUUUCCUUACAUGGAAACUGAACACUGGGAAGGGUGCUGCCAUCAACACCAUGGGCAUGGGCAUGCGCAUGGACACGGACAUGGACAUGGGCAUCUGACCCACAGGCAUUCUCAUUCUCAUUUGUAACGUGGAUACGAGUAUAAACAUGUACUCUUCUAAAAUUCAUUUCUUGAAAGGGCCACAGUUAAUGAAACAGACAUUAGUAUUUGCUAUCCAUUUGUUUAUCUAUUACUGGUGCAUUGGAAACAAAAUUCACUGAAUGAAAUCUGACAUUCAAGCAUUCCUUAAAGCAUUAGUAAAGGUUCCGUUAUAUCAGUGGACUAAGAAAACGUAGCCUUUACGCAUGCUUUAAUAUAUGCAUGAGGCUAAAUGUCCUAUCAACACGGAUAACUUACGUAUACAACACGUAACGAUCCGUAUCUGACAUGUCAAGAAUCCUAUGGAUUGGUUACAAACUGUAGUGAUCGAUCAGACACUGAAACGACGAUACAGGAGAAAAACAAACCCACAAAAUUGAUCAUGUGCUUAGGGUUGCAUCGGUGACCUCGCAUGCUUUGUGUACAUGCACAGUGUUUUGUUUGACCAUAUUUUGUAUAGGGGAGUGAGAGCCAAUAGGCACGCAGUAUUUCUAUAUGCGAUAUGGCCUGAUUGGCCAAUUCGCACGGGUGGUUCUUCUUGCUGAUUGGUUGUUGAGAUAAUUGGAUCAACUGCCUUGGAACACCUGAACCUGCACCAGUCCUAUAUCGAAACUGUAGACAGUGUAGACUGCAGAAAACUCACUUCUCAUCGUCCAAAGUACAAUGUGUAGCAGCAUCAAGUUGGUUGAUCAUCAGUUUGCACCUCACGUCGCAAACACCCAAGAGUCAAACAAUUAGUGAACUGAUGAACUUUGUCAUUACC
Molecule: messenger RNA, 2726 nt
Organism: Branchiostoma belcheri (Belcher's lancelet)
Lineage: Eukaryota; Metazoa; Chordata; Leptocardii; Amphioxiformes; Branchiostomatidae
Product: potassium voltage-gated channel protein Shal-like
Exons: 2
Coding region: 309-1952 (547 amino acids)
Biological process (GO): protein homooligomerization; potassium ion transmembrane transport
Cellular component (GO): voltage-gated potassium channel complex; membrane
Molecular function (GO): A-type (transient outward) potassium channel activity; protein binding
Source: RefSeq, a predicted model, not a curated record